AAUUUGAAAUUCGAAAUUUCAAAAAAUAGCGGGUCCCGCAAGAGCCGUUCUUUGACAGAGGUUUCUUCUUCUCUUUCCUUAAAGCCCCUUUCUUUUUCCCGCCCAUUACCACUAUAUAUAUAGAGACAAAGUAGAACGCUCCUCUGUAUACAUUUCUCAAUCUCCCAUCACCCCAAUUCAGCAAUAUUCUCUCUCCUCUGUUUUCGUGCAGAAGAAAUGUCUCUCUCUAUGGAGGAUCCUUCCGCCAAAGAGCAAUCGUCUGCCUCUGGAAGAUCGACCUCGAAGCUUCUCAGAUAUCCGCUCCGAUCUGCGACCAGAGCCAAGGAGGAGAAGCCGCCGCUUGCCGAUUCCACCAACUCCGCCUCUAAAAGGGGAAGGGCUGCAUCAUCUGUAAGUAAGAGUGUGAAUGUUCUUGAUCUCUCCGUCAAGGAGAAGUCUGCUAAACCGCCUAGACGUCUCUCGGUUCCUUCGAAGUCAAAUGCAAGCCCUGCUGCAAAAUCUUUCGGAACUAUCACUCCGAUUUCCGAGGCUAGGGCAAAGAGGAAUGGUGUCAACCAUGGAAAAAGUAGUGACACACCUCUCUCUGAUGUUUCGAGGUCAUCUAAUAAUCGGAAAAAGUUCAGUGUUCUAUCGUCAGCUUCUUAUUGGCUCUCUCAGAUUAAGCUCUCUGAAUCUGCUGCUAAGCACUCAAUCUCUCUUGGUUUCUUCAAGCUUGCUUUGGAGGCUGGAUGUGAGCCUAUACAGAGGAUGAGCGACGAACUAAAAAUGUACGCGCGCAAUCACAACCUUUCGGAACUUGGAGAAACGGUGAAAGAAGUGUUCGACAGCUAUAAGAUAUCUGAAAACUUCGAAUCAUCACAGGGCUCCGAAACCUGUCCACAAGUGCCCGCUGAGGGUAACCAGUUAUCUGACAACGAUGACGAUGCUAAUAGCUCUUCGUCUUCUAUAACUGAUGCUGAGAAGCUGAAACCAAAGUCGUUGGACAUAAAUGCCGGUGAAAUUCGCCAAGCAAACAAAGCAAACAAUGAAACCACUCAGAAUGAUGGUCCAGUGAAGAAAACCACAAGACCAGUACGCAAGAAUGCUGCAAUCUCAAAGGCUGCUCCUGAAGUCAAGGGCCGCAGUGUCCAAAAGAAACCUCAAAAACCGACGAAGCAAGAUAAGGAAAAGGUGAAGAAGCAGGCAAAUAAAUCUGCUCCUGAGGAAGGUCCUCUUAACACUCCAUCAGAUGGAAAUCUGCAGGAAAACAAAGAAAACAUGGUUGCGCAGCGAACGGAAGAGAUCAUCGAGUCUGAAGUUUAAACGAAUAUCUUAUUAAUAAUGAGUUUUUGGUUGGGUUUCUUUCCAAUUGUAUAUGAUACUGAAUACUAAGGUGGAACUGUCUUUUUUGAGUCUGGUUUGGUGUGUGAAGUUUGUAAUUGUGUGGUCUCUGUUCUUGAUUGUCUUUUCUUUAUACUAUGAGCCUAUCUUUACAAUUUACACACUUCUGUAUUUUUUAUUAUUUUGAACCAAUUUAUUUUUAAAUUGUACUUAAAAGAAAGAAAGGCAAGUGGUCAAUGAUAUUUUGAAUGAUUA
Messenger RNA from Erythranthe guttata (spotted monkey flower), 1575 nucleotides. Its product is annotated as microtubule-associated futsch-like protein. NCBI's taxonomy places the organism in Eukaryota, Viridiplantae, Streptophyta, Magnoliopsida, Lamiales, Phrymaceae. The record is from RefSeq and is a predicted model, not a curated record.